Messenger RNA from Dinoponera quadriceps, 9548 nucleotides. It is a transcript of the gene Syn1, whose product is annotated as beta-1-syntrophin. The transcript has 8 exons. Lineage: Eukaryota; Metazoa; Arthropoda; Insecta; Hymenoptera; Formicidae. Gene Ontology annotation, molecular function: protein binding; structural molecule activity. Gene Ontology annotation, cellular component: intracellular anatomical structure; dystrophin-associated glycoprotein complex. The coding region runs from base 1712 to 3484 and encodes 590 amino acids. The record is from RefSeq and is a predicted model, not a curated record.
UGAGGAUCGAUAUCGUAGUUUUAACGCGACUCCAGCACCAGCUAUGUGAUCGGCCUCCGAGUAGCGUCGUGCGUCUCGCGUCGACUUGCUCCGAUCGUGGUGACGGCGUCCGAACUUUAAACGCGACUUCCCUACGGGCACGCGCGCCGGAGUUCAUUGUGCGUCGGAGUGCGUGAAGUUGGUCGCGUCGCGUUCGGUCUUUUGCCGGAGAGCUGAACGAACUUGAUUUCGCUAAGGUACGUUGCAGCCGUCAAUUAACAUUGCAACGCGGCCUCUCGCACGGAAUCAGCCGUGAUCGGGCCUUCAUUCGGAAGGAUCGAGCGUCGUUUUGACGAAUUGUUCGUUUGUGAGUGCUUCGUCGACGCACGGAUUACAUCGUGUGGGAUUCACUGAACUUCGAGUAAGGGAGCCGAACAAUCGCGUAUUCCGAUGUUAACGGUCGGAAGUUUCGGAUAUCCCGGGUUCGAAGAGGUUAGAAUUCGAACGGAGUCGGCACGCGGAGAAUCCGGAUAUCCGACGCUCUAAACGAAUCUAAGACUUCGGACUUACUCGACUGAGAUAUAUCUGAAAGUUGUGCAAAACUCACCCCGACAUUUUGAUAGUUCUAGACUGAAAAAUCCGUGAGAGUUUGACGAUAGUGAGACGGUAGAUUUUGAACGUUUACAGCUAAAGCCUCGAACAUAUCGAGCGAACAUAUAAGAUUUAAAGGCUCGAAUAUAAUGCGCACUAUACCGAAGAUUUGUAAUCGUGAAAGGUCAAGGAUCUAAAAGAAUUCUCCCGAAUUUCAAGAGAGAGAAUGAAAAACCUAAGCAUCCAAGGUUCCAAGGAAUCGGCAAUUAGGAUCUAAGUGACUCCGAUUGUUCAAAAAUUGGAGCACUCUACGACCGCGAGGAGAGAUAGAUAGAGGAAAUCGGCGAACAGUUUCGAGAAUAAAGGUUUGAGGCAACUCAAGUAGCUAAAUAUUUCAACAUCCUGGUGUCGGCAACGGUCCAUUUAUUUAGUGGAGCAUUCAAUCAAAAGUGGGACGUUCGGCGGUAUCCACGCGCAAAAGGAGCUCGCGCUUUCGUAAGCGAAAGUGAACGGGUAGGAGACUAUAGAGCACGAUCGAGAGUGAAACGGGUCUCUCUCCACGAGAGUAGGUGUCCAUUCGAGGACGAGGCAGUGAACCGACUGACGGCGGUUCAUAUUCGGCGGUACGUCCGGCCGGCUAUUUCUCCCGCUAACCUCACCGGGACAAGUGGCAAACUUGAAUAUCUUGAUAGCCGAUGCACGCGGAUUGAUCCCCGGGGACGCUCGUAGAUCACGGCCGAUCGCGUCGAUCUCCAGCGCCGGAAGACGGAUAGGGUGAUCACGAUAGGACUGAUCGUUGCUAAAGGAGGACCGAUAAAACAUGUCGAGACUGCUGAAAGGAGAGCCAACGGGCGGUUGUGUGAUUGGCUCGUGCGCGGAUCGGAGAUCGUAUUAGCCCGGCAGUUGGCAGUGACGCAUGUCGUGAGCCACGUGAGAGCGAGGGAGUAACAACGUGGUGGUUGGACGUCACGCAGGAUCGGGUGAUCACAGAGAGAGUUUACGUGCAUGUGUGAGAAAAAGAGAAAGAGGGAGAAGAAGGGGCGAGAAAACGAUUAAGAGAAAGAAGAGAGAAAGAGAGAGAGAGAGAGACUGCGAGGCGAGGCUGCUCCUAGAGAGAAGGCUAUCCCUACCGAAAAGUCAUAUGCCCAUACACACGCGUAAGACGCGUGCGGCUUACGAAGAAAUCGAAAUGGUGGAGCUGUGUGGUAGCGGCCAAGCUUCCUCGGCUAUGGGGGUGAUGGGCAUCGGCUCGGUGGUGUCCGCGGCGACGUCGUCGUCCUCCUCAUCGACCACCACUACCACGGGAGCCUCGUCCUCCGCGUCGGGUCGCGCCGGCGUUCUCGAGACCCAAGUGCGCGGUCAAUGGUAUCGCGUGUUUGUCUCUCUGGAAGACGAUUAUCUCAGCAUCUCGCUCGACGAGAGCUGCGAGACCAGUAACAUCGCCCUGAAUAACGGCAACAUCAACAAUAACAACGUGGACAGUCUCAACGAUCCGGAUGUGCCCGACUCCGUGGCCAAUCAGAAGCGCAUUGUCCGCGUGGUCAAAAGCGACAACAACGGCCUCGGGAUUUCGAUCAAAGGCGGCAAGGAGAACAAAAUGCCGAUCCUCAUCUCGAAGAUUUUCAAGGGCAUGGCUGCAGACGCUACCGAACAGCUCUACGUUGGCGACGCCAUUCUGGCGGUGAACGGCGAGGAUCUGUGCGAAGCGACGCACGACGAGGCGGUGAAGGCGCUGAAGAGGGCCGGCAAGAUUGUCGAGCUGGAAGUUAAGUACCUGCGAGAGGUAACGCCAUACUUCAGGAAGGCUUCGAUCAUCCAGGAAGUGGGCUGGGAACUUCAGCGCGGUUUCCUCAGCGCGACGCCGCCGCCGCCAAAGUCACCACCGCGAGCGGAUACUCGUUAUCUGCCAUUACAACUCUGCAGACUCACCAGAGCGCAUCCCUCUUCCGAUCCCGAAGGACGCAUCCUGGAGCUACACUCGCCCGACGGCGUCCACGAGUGUUGGCUGAGAACCACUGACAACACAGAAGCGAAUGUCUGGUUCAAUGCUUUGCACUCGGCGCUGGCAGCCCUCACCUUGAAAGCGUUACGACUGGCCUCAGCACUUCCGGAUCCGCAGCAGCUUCAGCAUAUCGGCUGGCUCGCGAGGAGACAUUGUCUUCAGAACGGACGGGCCAGCAGCGAGAGCAGCGAGGACGGGGCCGGAAGCAGUGCGAGCACUUCGCGAGGAGCCGGUAGCGGAUUUGGUCUGGCCGGUGGAUGCACCGGCGGAUGGCGUAGUGUCUUCGGUGCAGUUUCGGGACGGGAGCUCAGAUUGUACGAAUGUGCGCCUUGGAGCCCAGAAGCCUGGGCUUCCCCGAGCAUUACCUGCCCGCUUAUCGCGACACGGCUGGUUUCCUCGCCGACGCGACAGAACGAAGCGGCGAGCAGCAGUAGCGGCUCGACUCAGCACGGGGCAACGUUCGCGGUCCGGGUCGGCACGAUCGACGGGGUGAUCACGCAUCACUUACGGGCCGAAACGCGAAGAGAUCUGGCGGCCUGGGCGCGGGCGAUCGUUCAAGGCUGCCACGCGGCCGCUCACUCUCUGCGGGAAUACACUGUCCGUUGCACGUGGCAGGGCAAGUCCUGUCAGCUAGUUGUCAACCAUGAGGAAGGUUUCGCGCUUUACACCGCCGGAACGCGGGGCACUGCUGGGAAUGGCGUGAGUCCUGGAUCGCCGCCCACGCCACUCUGGAGAAGAUCCUUCGACAAAUUGAAAAUGUCCUCGGACGACGGCGCCCGUCUUCUGUGGCUCGAUUUUGGAGGCGAAGACGGCGAAAUUGAGCUCGACCUAGAGAGCUGUCCGAAACCGAUCGUGUUCGUCUUGCACAACUUCCUCUCGGCGAAAAUUCACCGGCUCGGUCUGAGUGCAUAGGGGCACGAGGGGGCCCUGACAGAGGCCCCCGACCUCCCUCCUCACACUACCAGGUCCGUUACCAGCGUCUUUCUUCACUGAACCAGAAAGAAUUGCGACGCGAAAGGGAAAGGGGGGGCUUCUCUUUUCGAUGAUUCGACGGUAAGGAGAUUCGAUGAGACACGAAAUGUCCUGACGGAUAAAUUCCGCGUCGCGUGCAUCCUCUUCUGGUUCUGGAGCUUUGGAAAUCAAGGAGGAAGGGAUUUGGAGUGAGAGAGGGUUAAUAGUAAGAUAAUAAGUUCAGAAACGACUGGUAGAAUAAAGAAUUCGUGAGUAACGGUCCGAGGAUUCCACAAUUGGGAGGCUCUAUAAUAUGAGAAACGGAUCUAACAGUCCCAGUGUAAGUGUUUUCCAAGUACAUAAUAUUCCAAAGGCUGAGAAAUCUAAGAUUCCACGUAUCAAAUAUUUAAGAUUUAAGAGUCCAUCGAUCUAGAUUCUAGUAUUUGCGAAUGUAAGAUCUAGUUGCUGGGGACAGCGCUAGAGAAAGAAGGAAAAAAAAAAUGAACACGCCGGGAACCGAAGAUUUUAGAAUCCUCAAGGGUCAUAUCCUACUUUGCAAGUUAUAUCCGCGUGCUCCAGCAUUUAAUGUGUCAGGUAUUCUCGAAAGCCCAAGCGUUCGCAAUUUCCAACAAAUUUCCGAGGUGACGGGAUCCAGUGUCUAAAGCUCCAAAAGUGUCCGAAGUUCAAAAGUCUCUCAACGGCCUAGUUUUCCUUACUGAGGAUCCGAAGUUCCAAAUCGCACAUAUCCCAGAAUUCUCGGACUCGGUCCAGGGAUCCCAGCGUCUCGUCAGGGAGAUACAAGCGGGAUAAAGGAAAGGUUGUAUAAGUCUGAUGGUGCAUGUUGGCGAGGAUCUCCGAGAGAAGCUCGAUCGCGAUAAAUCGUGUCCGUCGACCCGAGACGGUCGUUAAAAAUCGGACGGCAGUCCCUUUUCUCGCUUUUCCCCGUAACGAUAAUCGAUACGAAGCCAUCCACGAGACGAUAUAUCGAAGAAAAUACGACAAGAACGGAGAAACGAAGAGGAACACCCACGCCGCUAAUCAACGCGCCUAAGUAACUAAUUAAUUAACUACUUACCUAACCCUAAGUCUAAUCGCGAGGAACUGACUCGGCAGAUUAUCGAUAAAUAUACAGUGUCGGGUGUUGCGAUUUCUGUAACGAGCAUGUAAAUCAGAUGAGCAUGGUUGUUUAAGCGAUUGUUUAAACGACGAUGACGAGACACGGCCUGCGAAUGUAAUUUGAGCAGUCAGGCUUCCGGGAAAUAAUGUUGCGCAGUUGUAGAAUCGAUGAUUGUUAAAUAAAAAAAGAGAAAAAAAUUAAUGUUUCCAUUGUCGGAGAGAUAAACCAUUCAUGUUAAAUCAAAAUUUCUCUCUCAAUUGUGUUGACUAUUUGUUUUCAUCAGAAAUUAUUUGUUUAAUAAAAUUUGCGGAACAAAUAUUUUAUUGCAAACAAUAAAACGCCCGGGUAAGGGCUUCGAUUUUAUUGCGUGCAAAUAUUUAGAUUUAAUUUUAAUUUAAUUAAUUUAAUUAAGUCGCUUUAAUUAAAUUACGAUAUUUUAGCAGAUGAUUUACAUGCCAUUUUCGCCUUUGUCAAUUUGUGCUUUAAUAUCUUCGUUAAUGUAUUAUUUGGAAACAAAUGGAAAUAGGCCACUGAUGAAAACCCUGUUAGUUUGACGAACUUCAGAUAUUGACACUUAGUCAAUUGUCGUAUAAAUUGUCUGUUAUUUCGAUCGAUUCCAUCAAUUUUCAAUAUUCCACACAGACAUUCUUCUUGUAUGACAUUUUGACGAGAGAUCUCGCGAAACUAACACAACAUUCUUCGCGACGUAAAAUCGGAGGGUUUGCCUUCGUCGUUUAAACAUCGUGGUAACUCUGCGCGCAUGGUCGAGAGACGUUUAAGUGAAAAGCGUACUUGUUACGAAAGUAGAAACUAAUCACGAUAAGGCCCGUGUUUCCAUCGUGCGUUUAGCGCUUGACACGGUCACCCGGUCCUAAGAUCUAAUCCUCAUCAAGUUAUCACGUUGUGUGCAUUUGACGUGACCUUAGACACCAAUCAUAUAUAAUCACAUUUAAUAUUAUAUAAUAUUAUAUUACGACAGAAUUGAGACUAUAUCCACGAUAGAAUCCACUAUAGAGCGUCACAAUGUCGUAAUAUUUGAAAGUAAUAUUCCAGGAAACGCGCGGCGACAUUUAAUGCCACAUUUGUGUCGAUGUAAUUGCGGGACUCCGGCGUUAAUCGCACUGUGGAAACACGGCCGUUAUUAUCUAACAAUGAGCCGCCCGUUGGCAUUCGACCUGCCAGUUCCCUCGAAGACUUGAAGAGUUUACACGGUUUUUUAAGCUUACAGCGGAUUCUUCGCACUUUCUUUCCGAUUCACGGUUCAAUUUACGGUAGAUCGAACAGAGGAAGAAACAUAUCAUUAAAGUAACUCCACCUUGAAAGAGUCAUAUCACGCAAACAAUGGAUCCCUUCGUACAAUUAGGUCACCGUCAGGAUUGUUUUCCAUAUCUUGAUUAAUCGCUGGGAUAUAGAUUUAUAAGAGAUUACGCACUGACCCUCUGUGAAUUACAACACAGAUAUCGCAAUAACGCGUUAUAUUAAGUGUUGCACAAUGUAGUCGUUAGGCGUUCGUUUCGCGAAAGAAGUAACAACCGAUUGUAACACGAAAAUGCACAAAAUAUCAAUGAAUCAAUGUGUGAUAUUAACGGUUCCUGCAAUACGUGGACAUCAAAAUGACCGACGUGCACUGCGGUCGUAACGAGAGAGAAUACAAUCAUUUUCUUCUGAUAGUUGACAGGAUCGUUUCGCCGGCGGAGAUCGAUGCUCGGCGGCGCGCCUGUUUAAAUUUGCAUUCCGACAUUGAGAAGUAAGGAGAUCAAAACGGACAUUCAGCGGAUUACGAUCGUCUCAUUUUUAGAUAUAAAAUCUGAAAGUAUAAAAAUCGCACUCGGACAAUUGUGGAAAGAGGAGUCGUCGGGUAUUGUAGAGAAACGGUCCCGAGAAUCGACUGUCGUAUAUUCGGCGGUGAGUGUCACACCUCACGUACUUUAAUUUUACACCGAGAUUUCUGGUUCGUUUUUUUUCCGAAAAAAGUCGCGCGUGUCGCACCAAAGUCCGCGGAGUUGGGAACACCUGGAAAGAACUUAAGGAGUUUACUCCCUUGAUCUUCUGGCGAGAACUUUCCGAGAUAACGUGUUUCGUUUCGGUAAGACGAUAUUUAUGUCACUCCCCCUCCAAUCCGCAGUCAAAGCGCCUCGAGUGAGUAUACGGAAGUUGGAAUAUCCUGCGCGUUUCUCGGCCAAAAUACCUUCUCGGAAUUGUACUCGAGAGCCGCGAGGCGAUCGCCAUCGAUCUCAGCCAGACAAAAUGGAAAUAUCCUCCUCGCGACCGUUCCGAGGCGAGAAGCGAGGCUGACUUACGUUCAGGAUCCUUCGUCUUCAUGUCCUCGCGUUAAAAGAGGAUUCCGGCGUUCUUGAAUUCCUGAAUUCGGCACUGUUAAGAUCCCGGUCUGGCGAUGCGCGCACAUUCACAUUUCUUUUUAUCGCCGGGACGACAGCUGAAGUUGCGCGAAAAUGUAAAAGUGAAGUUUUGAUAUAACAAUGCGCGACGAAACUGAGGUAGAAAAUGAAAGAGUUAGCUUACGUGCGAAAACUGGGAAAAAAGGAGCAAACAGCUGUUUUCCCCUCCAAGAAUAUCAAAUGGUGAAGUUUAGUGUGCAGAAUCGAGGGAACCAAGUGUGUCGAUGCUAAUCUAGAAAAAUGAUCCAUUUUUGCACGAUCGAAAAAAUUGCCCAAACGAUUGUUGCACGAAAUUCCUUAAACAUUUUGAUUUUAUGGACGUAUGAAUUAUGAUUCAUACGUUCGCGAUAAAUUUGCACAACAGUCGUUGCCGGGCAAACUUUUAGGUGGUGUAUGGUUCGUCAAAAAAUAUCGUUCUGAACCACUUCGGCGUUGCUUAUGACUUUAGGCGAAACUUCAUCAGAGGAGCGGAACGCGAGCGUGGAGUAGAAGCAGGUUCCUUCAUAAAUCAAUGGGCGGCCAUUCUAGCUGUUUUGUACGAUUCGUAUCCUUUAACGCAGAUAAACCUAAGAUAGUAAGGAGCGUCGAUGUGUGCAGCCUGAUUUCUUUGUUUCUCCGAAUUGCAUGUUAAAAUUGAUUAUUCGUGUCUUCACGUUGAAGAUGAAAAGUGUAACUAUUUAGAGAUCAUCGGGAGAAAGGAGGAUGAAGUUUCGUGAUUCUUGUUCUCAAAGAGAGAUCCAUGACUCUUCUGCCCUAAAGAUAAAAAUAAAAUAAAGGCUGUUGGAGGAUUUAAUAAUCAAAGAAUCCAUGACUUUUUACAAUCGUCAAACUCUAAUUUUUUAAUGAUACGUUUAUAAGUAAAUUUAAUUUUACUAAAGUUUACUGAUAACUUAUUCAAAAUAAAUGUUAAGGCAGCGUCCAAUACAAAUCACGGCGUCUAAGAAUGAAAGAAUUAAAGAAUUUAUGUAUCUGGAUAAAUCAUCAAUUCUAGAGUUUACAAAUGGUGUAAGGAUUUGCAUAAAUUUAGUUUUCCAAAGUCUCAAGGUGUCCUGUAAAAGUUUACAAAAUCCUUGUAAGCCAAAUUUAGACGAUCUAUGCUCGUGGUUAUUGCAAAUUUGCACUCGAGAAUUCUUUUAAUUUUACAAGCGAAAGUGUCGACUCGGAAAUUAAAUAUAUAUUAGCAAUUAUCUGUCACUGGAGUCCUUAAAUGAUUUAGAAACGACGAAAUCAGGCGUCGAAGGAAUUCUAUCCUUGACACAAAGUUGCGGAAGAAUGUAAGAAUGGAUUUUCUUCACAGACUUUUAUAGCAUAUUGAAGUAUAUUAACAUACUAUACUUCACCAGACUAUAUAUCAAUGUAAGUAAUCAUUAGCCAUUUCUUUCAUCCGCAUAAUUUGCUGCAAGAUGUACCAUCUGUGUCACCGACGAAACAAUAAAAACCGUUUCUCUAUAUUCAGAAAUUCGUUCGUAGCAUUUCUACAUCUUGGAGUAUCACACAUUCCUGAAUUUGUUUCUUCUUCUCGAUACUUGUUAUAUAAGCAAUUUCCUUUCACUACUGUAAUAAUAACGAAACGAUAAUAUUAAUAUUAAUAACGAUAAUAUUAAUAAUAAUAAUAACAAUAAUAAUAUUUUUACUACUGGUAAAUUCUUGUAUCGCAAAUUUGACUAAUAUGGCGGUCUGGUGUGUGUUAUAGAGGCCUGUGAUUUUCUUUCUCUGUAUAAAUUCGAGUGUCUCCCAUCGAGAUUGUUGAGUGUUGUCUAGGGUGGACGUACAAUAAUAAGAUUUAGGCAUUAAGUAGACAUAUCAACGAAACAAUGUAUCAUUGAUUGUCUCCAUUUGUCAUUCUCCGAACGCUUCUUGCGCUUCUCGAGCCGAACCGGCGGAGUCUUUCAAACGCCUCGUAAUUUGCCCGCGGGCUCAUUCGUGUAUAUAGAUUAUUUAACGCUUUCGCCGCCAUGACGAUUACUGACAAUCGCUCGUUUAUUGUGUGUCUGUCCAAAAUUCUCGACAACGUUGCACUACGCUAAUCAGUGAUUCUCUAUGGCUAGGGAGUUAGAUUAGGUUGGAAAUGAUUAGGACUAUCGGUGAUUAAUUUUCUCAAACUUCCAUUUGUCUGUGUAUAGUAUUAGAUAAACUGUGUAAAUAUAUUAUAAUGAAUAUUUUAUAAGUUACGCGCUAGUGAUAUGCAGUCUAAUCUUUGGCAUCGGGAAGAGUGGCGGCGAGAGUGUUGAUGAUUACGGCAAAUGACUUCGCGCCCGUUUCGGAUCGGUGGAGCGUAACUCGCAGAAACAUGCGUAAGCAACUGUUAACGAGUUAUUAACGCGAUUAUCAGUGACAAGCUAAGUUAAACAUUGUGAAUUUCGUUGGCGGAUUCGUUCGCGCGUGAAAUGUGUAUUUUUAUAAUGAUUUAGAGCGAGUCGUUACCAGAAUGUGACGAGAUUUACUUUUGCUUUACUUUCUUUAAGUUUAGAAUGAGUUUAUGUAUCGAUGAGUUACCAAAUAAAAGAGA